GUCUAAAGAGAUGCCUAAAAUCUGUAUUCUUUAGCCAAAAGGCCUCUCCACUUAUGAUUUCGAGUUGUCCUUGACAAGUUGAUAUCGAGAAAAUGCCUUCUCUACUGUAUCAGUCCGCGGUCGCGUUGCCUUGGACACCUCUUGUCCAGUUCCUCGGUCUCAUAGUUGUGGUGUACUUGUUCACCACCACCUUGAGAUCAUGGGCUCGUUUAUCGCAUAUCCCUGGCCCGUUUCUCUCUUCCCUAUCUUAUUGGUCCAUGUUUCGUAUCCGCACUCGAGGCUCUCGUGGGUACCUCGAGUACGUGAAGCUGUCGACAAAAUAUGGCGAGCUUGUCCGCAUAGGCCCCAACGACCUGGUCACGUCCGAUGUACAGCUCAUCAGGCGCAUGUCGGCGGCCAAGUCAACUUAUGGACGUAGCAGCUGGUACAAAGCCACCAGGCUGGAUCCCUACCACGAUAUGAUGGGCAGCGUGCUCGAUAAGUCUGUUCAUCAUGCCUUGAGAACAAAGCUUCAGCCGGGAUACCUGGGCAAGGAUAUCCCUGGAUUAGAAGCCAGCAUUGAUUCUGGUAUAGCGGACUUGGUGAGCUUGAUUCGAGAUAGUUAUGCCACCAAGCUCUCCCCGCCAGGAGCAGAAAAUGCAGAGAUGAAAGGGCUUCCGGAGCAGAAGCCUGUUGACUUUGGUCGACUGGCGCAUUACUACGCUAUGGACGCUCGCUCAAGGAUGUCGUUCGGACAGCCCCUUGGGCUUCUCCGGAAAGAUUCAGACGUCUUUGGGUUGGUUGCUAUGUCAAACUUGGCCAUAGACAUCUUGCAAUUCUUCACUGAUAUACCACCUCUCCAGCGGAUUUUCACAUCGGAUCUUGCUCUAAGGCUACUUGGACCCAAAACUACAGACAAGAAUGGCUUUGGAAAGAUUAUGGGACUUGCAAAAGAGCAUGUUGCCGCCCGAUUUGGUCCUGACAGAAAAGAUGAGCCCGACCUACUUGGUUCAUUCAUACGUCGCGGGCUUGAUCAGCGCUCAGCACAAUCCGAAAUCAUGUUCCCGAUGGUUGCUGGUUCUGACACAGCAGCAAAGGCCAUAAAAUGGACGAUGCACUAUAUUCUUUCCGACUUUUCUAUUUAUAAGUCUCUUGUGAAAGAGAUUGAGGACGCGAUAGUAGAAGGAAGGAUAUCAGUCCCCAUCACAUAUCAAGAAGCUCAGGAACUACCAUACCUUCAAGCAAUCAUAUACGAGUCCCUCCGUGUGAAGCCACCUUUUCCUGGCCUGGUGAUGAAACAGGUCGGAGCUGAAGGUGAUAUCUACAAUGGCAUCAAGCUGCCUCCAGGCACCAGAGUCGGGCACGACGUGACGUCGGCGACCCACGACAAGGGGCUCUUUGGCCAAGAUGCUGAGGUAUUCCGACCCGAGCGUUGGCUUGAGGCCGAUGCUGAGACUGUCAAGUUGUGGAAGAAGCAGACCGAGCUUGUGUUUGGCGCUGGCCGUUGGCGGUGCACAGGCAAGUCUGUUGCGUUUUUGGAAUUGAACAAGAUAUUUGUCCAGCUCAUUCGGAACUUCGAGUUCCAGCCGGCGGAUGCCGAAAUGUUUGUAAAAAUCUCCGAUCGUGGAAAAGUGUAGUAUGGAAAGCUGGCAGGUUUCAAGAUUGAUGUUUAGGACUGGUUCUUGAGAUAGAAUUAUGAUACAUGACCAUAAGGGUUGCGUCGUUUCUGCCUCUAGAAGUUGAAUAAUACAAUGGCGCUCAUUGUUGCAGGCGAGACCAUUCCAGCACCUAUUUGACCCUCAAACUGAGUUCAUCGUUUUUGAAAAUGGGUGCAUUCCGAACCAGAUUUAAGCAUCUCUACUCCGUGAACACCAACAAAAGUGCCAGCAUACCUUGAUGGUCAUGUCGACUAUGCCAAUCAGUCAUGGCGAUUCAGUAAGUCUCGAACAGUGUCAAUGUUAUUAUGUUAUUAACUCCCCGAAAAUGGGCCAACUCGGUGGUCCGUCCACUUCGGCCGAGAUCGGGCAUGUUGGUCAAAAAUUUGCGCAAUUGAAUAAUAGAAAUGCGUCUUCUGCGCCCUGUACUCCCUCCGAGUUGAUAAUAUCCC
This is a messenger RNA of Colletotrichum acutatum, 2086 nucleotides long. RefSeq names its product benzoate 4-monooxygenase cytochrome P450. Gene Ontology annotation, molecular function: heme binding; oxidoreductase activity, acting on paired donors, with incorporation or reduction of molecular oxygen; monooxygenase activity. The transcript has 5 exons. Bases 93 to 1616 code for a protein of 507 amino acids. Lineage: Eukaryota; Fungi; Ascomycota; Sordariomycetes; Glomerellales; Glomerellaceae. The record is from RefSeq and is a predicted model, not a curated record.